AUGGUUGGUUACCAUGGUCUCUGCCCUUGUAAACAUUGAUGGUUUCCUUUUAGAUAACCGCUUCUUUCAGUUUGCUCUGCCAAUGUAGUAUUUCUUUACAUUCUGUUUGUAAUUGUAUAUAGUGAUGUGAAUUUGGUGUGGUGGGCAUGGCAAAAAAAGGUGGAACAAGUGAAAUAAAUGGGUUUGUGAGUAUUAAAACUGAUGAUGGUAACAAAACUAGACAAAAGAUUUCAACUAGAACUGCAGGACCUGUUACUGAUAUCAAAAGUAAUACAUCCAAAAGUAGUAUAAAAGAAAAACUUAAUGAAGCCGAAAAAUCUGUGAAAUUAAUAAACAAAGUUGCAGUUGGAAAUAAAACUAAGCUAGGAAGUAAUGUUACAAAAGUAAUAAACAAAGAUAUCGUUGAAAAGAAAACAAAGAGAGAAAGUAGUAUUAACAAAGUAGUAAGCAAAAAUGUAAUUGAAAGUAAAACAAAUCAUGAAGGCAGAGUUAGUAAAGUAGUUAACAAAGAUGUAGUUAAGAAUAAAACAAAGCAAGAAAGUGUUGCCAAAGUAAGUCAAUCCAGUAAAAAUAUUACUCCUAAUCCCAAAAAUCGAGUAAAUGUUAAUACUUCAAAAACAAAUGAACCAAGUAGCAAAGCUAUCAUAGAAACAACUAAUAAAAAUCCAGUGGUUAAAGGAAAAAAUGAAGUCACAGCUAGCAAAAGAUUACCAACAGAAAAAAAAAUUAGCAACAGACCUAUUGUGGCUGAAGAUAUAUCAAAGUCAAAGAGGAGUACUAAACCAGCUGAAAGAGGAACAUCUAUCAUUGCUAGCAAAAGCUCUGAAAAAGUACAAAGGAGCACUUCAAACAAUACCAAGUUCAAAAGUAUAUCAAAAGAUUCUUUUAUCAAAGAAAAAAAAAAUGAAUUGGAAAAUAGUAAAACUGAAGCUAGUAAAAAAUCAAGUUUCAACAAAAAAACUGAACGUAAUGAAACUGCUGAAAGAAAUGUUGCUCUGAAAAGCAGCAUUUCAACAAAAAAUGGAAAUGUUUUAAUGAAACAAAAUUCAGUUAAGCAGCCUAAAUCUUAUACCAUUGAAAAGGAUGCUAAGUCUUUAAGUAAGAAAAAGGUCACUAAUCAAGAGUAUUUGCAGGAUGUUAAUAUAUCUGAAAUCUCUAACAUACAAAUGGAAUUACCGAAGGAUGAUGAAACUGUUAAAAAUAAUUACAAGGAUAUGAUAUAUUUUGAAGUUGACAUGGUCGAUUCUAAACGGUCAACCGAACGAGUUCAAAGUGCUCGAAUCAAGAGUGCUACUUCUCAACCUCGUCCUGUUACUAGACAAGGAACAUUUACGAAGGAUGAAAGUCUAAACUAUUUAGAAUCAGAAGUAAAGGAAACCUCUGUUGAAGAACAUCAUACGGAAACUCAGGAUAAUAGUGAAGAAAUAGAAUAUGAAGAUGAUUUUGAGGAUUAUGAAUCCGAUUUUGAAGAAUAUGUUUCUGAAUCAGAGUCAGAAUCUGGCUUAAGCUCGAAAUCGGAAACAGACUCCCAGAAAGAUGAAAUUAAACCUUCAAUGAAAACAGAACCUAUGAAAGUGCUUAAAUCCGUGAAGAAGGUUGUCGAAGAAGAAAGAAAACUUGAUUCUGGAAAUUAUGAUUUGUCAUCUAAAACAGUUUUUCCGUCAUCAAUUAAACAAAAACAGUUAGACCUGAUUAAAGAAGCCAUAAGUCAAGAAAAUAUUUCAUUGUUUGAAAAAAGAAAGAAAACUAUUAUUCCUGAAGAAGAGAAAAAAGAUGAAAGUAAAGUUGUAGUUUUGGACUUUUUAAAUGCAUUGAAAAAAAAAGAUCAUGUUCAACAGGUUGAAAAGGAAAAGCUGAGGAGUUCCAUUAUUCUUGAAAUGAUCAGUUUGCAUGAACAAAAAAUUGAUUUAUUUGAAGGCAUAUUUUCUGAUGACGAUAUUUUUGAAGAUAUUUAUCAAAAUAAAAAUGUUUCUCAUGUUUUCUCUCAAACAAAGUCAAUAUCGAAUGAAGAAUCUUCGCAAACAAAUGAUAUAUUGUUCCAAAAUAUGUGGACCCAAUAUCCGAUAAGUUAUCAUUCUUGGACCAGCACAUCUUUCAGUUUCAUUGAAUUUAUGGAGGACCAAAGGGGAUAUGGAGGAGAUAAUCUCACCAUUGAUUACAAAUCCUGGUGGAACACAAAAUAUAAUGUAAAGAAGUUGUACAAUUUCAUUGAUUCUACUUCAAAGGUUGUACUAAUUUUGUUGGAAGAAGAAGCCAGAUGGAGGUCAAAUGAAAAAAAUAUGUCUAUUGCUGAUCCCAAAAAUGACCUCGGGUUUAGUGCUGGCUGUAUUUCUAUGCAAACUGAAAAAUUAAUUUUUCUCCACGAGCGACCUAUCUGUGAUAUAGUUUUUUCACCACAUGAUUCUAAUAUCUUUGUAUCCUCACACAGAUUUGCCCAAGAUAUUGAAAAAUUACCUUCUUUCAAUGAUCAGUUUUUUGGAAGAAGUAUUUUGUGUGUCUGGAAUAUGCUUCAGCCAUCUCAACCACUACAUUUACUUGUUGCUUCAUGCCAGAUUUGUGCAGUUACUUUUGAUUCAGAGUACGAUAACUUUGUUUAUGCAGGCCUUACUGAUGGAUCAGUGUGCCUGUGGGAUCUGAAUGAAUCCAGUAUGUAUCACAAAGAAUCAACUGCAGGCUCAAUGGAAUAUUUGCUUAGAACUCCGACUUUCUGCACCUCCCAUUUAGCUGGAAAAGACUAUCAUCAUAACGUAAUAGUUUCGAUAAAAUCAAUUGGUUAUGAAAGCUAUGGAAAGUUAUCAUCACAAAAAUUCAAUCCCACUCAGAUCAUUACUUUGGAUACAGAUGGCAUAGUGGUGUUGUGGAUUGUUACUCCUACAUUGUCUGCUUUAGAGAGGACUGAUUAUAGUUUUGAUAAGGUUGACUAUGGAAUAUCUCAUUGGGGAAAGUUUAAACUAGUUAUGGGAAAGACAUUAAAUCCAAAUAGUAUUUUGCCUGAUUCAGAGAGAAAAUGGGGUUUACAAUUUUUGAGCAUGAAUUUGGCUCCUGAUUAUGAUUGUAAUGAAAAAAAACAUAUGAAGAGCAUUCUGGUAGGGACAAAUGUUGGAAAUAUCAUUCAUUUCUACACAACUGAGGAUGAAGUUGAUGUUCCCGUUUUUACAAAUGAAUUGGGAGAUAAGUAUGCGAUGUCAGUGACGUCUAUAGAGAGAAAUCCUCAUGGUUUUCCAUUGUUUGUGGCUGGUUGUAAUGAUGGUAAUAUUAGGUUUUAUGUACUUGAUAAACCUGAACCAUUUAAAAUUAUUUCCUUUGACGAAGAUUUUGUACAUACUCCAAUAAUAAAGAUAAGAUGGUCACCUCUAGGGCUUGGACUUUUCUUUGUUUUAGACAAAAACUUCAGUCUUCAUUUCUGGGAUAUUUGUAAAGAGGGUCAUUUUCCUCAAAUUUCAGUUUCUAUGAAGCCAUUACAGGCAGCACAUUUUGAUGUGACUUGUGAUGAGCAAUCUGUAUAUAUUGGCCUUUCUAUUCAGAGGUUUGGAAUUGAUGUUCAUCGUGUGGAAGAUAAAUUUAUCACAACAAAUUCUGAAGACGAAAAUGAAUUUUUUAUAAAAUUAAUCAAGAGCAAUUCAGGUCUUUUUGAUGAAAAUAGUUUUGAUUCAAUGAGUUAAAUUGUUUCAAUUUCUAAUUAUUAUUUUUAUAUCCUGUAUGUACUUUAGAAUAGUUAUUUAUAUUUGUGAUAAUAAAGAAAUAUAUUUUUUAAUGAUAA
This is a messenger RNA of Nezara viridula (southern green stink bug), 3760 nucleotides long. Lineage: Eukaryota; Metazoa; Arthropoda; Insecta; Hemiptera; Pentatomidae. The record is from the annotation of a GenBank genome assembly.